AGAACCGAAAUCUAUGCAAAUGUGUAAAUACAAGAACUGUGUACGCCGCACAUCUACUGUGAGUGCGUUUUUAGUUACGUGCGCGCACACACAAAGUGUUUUUUCCAGCUCUGAUUACCUGAUUUGGUAAUUUUUGUCCUUUUCUUUUAAUCUUUUUAUGUUUGCAAAAUAGUUCGAGGUGGGAGAGAAAUGUGGUGCAUUUAAAUGUGGCAUGUUCUGCUCUGAUCAAUCAGUACGAAUUCUGUGUCCAACCAAAUCACAUCUAUUUCGAAAAAGUAAAAAGUGUUUUGCAGAAGAGAAAACGUGUCUUCGAACAGUAAAUUGGAUGAACCUAUUUGUAGCAUAAUAGGAGAAUGGUGAUCGGAAUGAACCGUGUGAUGGCGAUGAUGAAGAUUUUUUUCUGCAUUACGUUAUUAAUAACAGUUGUUGCAAGCGAUACAACUCCUGCAACAAAUGUGACGGCAUUCCUUGAGUUUAUGGAAAAACAUGAAGCCCAACUGAAAUUCAGCGAGAAGAAAGAUGUAACUUUGAUGUUGGGAAACACGGGCGCGGGCAAAAGUACGUUAACAUUAUUGAUCACCGAUGUUGAAUUGUUCUCGGUUGAAAUCGGCGAAAAAGAUUCGGGCGAGUUUAUAAUUGUUGACAAAGAUGAAAAAAUCAGCGGAAUUUCGACAACCAAAUCAAAAACCAUUGUGCCUGAUCUGAUGAUCGAAAAUGACAACGUAUAUUAUGAUUGUCCCGGAUUUUCCGACUCAAGAGGUGUAACGCACGACAUUUCCGUCACGUAUUUAAUCCAAAAAGUGAUUCGACAUGCCGAUAGCGUAAAAUUGGUGUUUGCAAUCAGUUAUUCGUCGGUGAAAAAUGGUGCAGGCGAUCGAAAUGAUUUUAUGGAGCUGGUGAAGCAUGCCAUCAAUUUGGUGAAAAAUGUCGACAAAUAUCAGAAUGCCAUUGCAUUGGUGGUGACGAAGGUCGAAAAUCGAUAUACAAAGAAAGGUGGCAAACUCAUUCCCAUCGGCGAUAAAACAUUGAUUGCUGGUAUUGGACAGUUUUUACAACAAGUAAAAACUGGAUUAAUGACGGAAUAUGGCGACAAAUCCAUUUCAAACGAAGAACGUGCACUGCUUGGUAAGAAAUUUAAAUUUGUUGAUACGUUGCUGGAAAUGAAUAGCCGUGAUGAAUAUACACGCAUUGGAAUUUUGCGGCUUGCCGAUGAAGCUGGAGCCGUAAAGGAUUUACCAAUGUUGCAAAUGGAAAAAUUGAGCAUUCAAUCGAUGAUUAAGCAAAAUAUUCAAUUCGUUCGAAAGGAUAAUGCCGAUUUUGGCUAUGCCAUAUCGCACGAGUCGAAAAAUAGCGUUCAAGAUUUGUUGGUGAGAAUCCAAAGCGAUUUAAGACGUGAUUUAAUGGACAUCGUGAAAAAAGUGGACGUAUGGUUUAUGGAACAAAUCGAAAUGACUGCCGAUCGAAAUGAAUUGAUGGAAAAAACGUAUUUUGCCCAUGACAAACUGUACGACAUUGAAUCAAACGAAUUGAAAGUGUAUGCAAACGAUGUGGCUGAUUGUGCCAAAGAUUUCGGCAUUAACAUUACGGACAAAAAACUGCAACGAAUUCAACGGAACAUUGAUUUUGCCGUAUUUUUGUAUGAAGUCACCAAUGCGAAUCCGACCAUUUUGUACGACAUCUCCAACGAAGUGGCAACUGGAAUGAAGAGCAUGCUAAGAGAUCGCUAUCGUGACUUGUUGACGAAGAUGAAAAAGUAUCUCAAGAUUGAAACAGAAAGUACCCUCGACGAUAUCAGAGAGUUUUAUGUGUAUCAAGUUGAGAAGAACAUCAUCGAUAUUGGUCAAUUGAAUGAAAAAAUGACGACUGCACUGACCAAAUUGAACGACGUGCACUCAGAAGAUUUGAAAGAAUGUGCGAAGAAAAUAUUCAAUGUGGCAUCUGAUUUGAAUAUUGGCAUUGCGACGAAGAAAUCAAACAAUCUAUUGCGACACAUUGAAUUUGUUGAUUUCCUAUGCAACAUCACCAAUAUCAAUUCAACGGUUCUCUUUGACGUCACGAACGUAAUGGCCAAUCUAACACAAUACUUCGAAGACUCUCGCACAUGGUAUACAUUUUUGAUUGACUUACACGACGAAUCUUCAAAGUAUGAAGUGCAAACCACCGCUACCGCAUAUGACGUAUCGCAGCUUAUGAGCGAAUGUAUUGUUGGCGAAAACGAUUUUGUCGAUGUUAAAAGUAUCAGCUUAAAAGGAUAUUGUGAACACGUUGGCAGUAAAAUCUAUUCUUUGGUGCAAAAUCUGCACGUAAAUUCAUACAAACUCAAAGCAUUACGAGCCGUAGUCAACCGAACAAUGGUCGACAAUCAUCUGCAAUCAUCAUUUUCAUCUGGAAAAUUAAUUGUCAAAGGAUAUAAUGUCCGAUUAAGUGAAAUCGUUCAAAUGCAAUGGCAAAAUGACUCAAAGUCAAUUGAGGUGUUUGCAUUGAAUAAUUUGUUUAUCGAUGCCAGUUUGGACAAAGUUGGAAAGAAAGCGCAAAUCACAUUCAUUGCACCCAAUUGGUAUGUAGUCGGUGAUUGGAAAAUAGAUUUGCGUGGUCAGGAUGCACAGCAAUAUGCAGAACGGGCAAAAGAUGGAGUAGGUAAACCAGCAAAUGGGCUUGUUGGAAAACCGGGCAAAGCUGGAGGACCCGGUGGCCUUUUCAUUGCCGUUGGCAAUAAAUUUUACAAUGGAAAGCAGCUGCAAGUUGAAAUUAGUGGUGGCAACGGUGGUGAUGGUCAACAUGGUGGUCGAGGUACGAACGCAAUCAAAGGCGAAGACGCCAUGGAUCGUGAUUACAACAUUGGCGAUUUGACAUAUUUUGCUGAAAACAAAGACGUAACAAUUGAACACAAGAAUGGAUUUCCGUACGAACACAUUACAUUCACUACAUAUGGCAAAAACGGAACUGCAGCUGGAAACGGUGGUGAUGGUGGAUCGGGUGGCAAGGGUGGUUUCCCAGGAAAAUUUAUCACGAUUGGUUUGAAACAAACAGCAAGCUUUAAAAUUUUCAGUGACAUAGGAAAAGACGGAAAGCAGGGUGAUGGAGGCAACCAAGGAUCUAAUGCCAGUGCUCAUAUUAUUGUGCGUAAAAAAUACUACGAUAAACCAAUUAAUUUAUUGAUGAUAAGUUAUGUAAGUGAGGAGGUGAAGAACGGUUUGGCGAUUCCGGCUGGUCAAAGGGGAGAAGAUGGUAAAAACGUGGCAGGCAGAGAAAGUCCAACGAAAUCCGAUGAGUUCAACAAUCCAUCACAAAUUAUAAACGAGUACAAGAAUUUUGUUCGAGAAAAUCUAGCGCAAAGCAUUCGUGAAACGGAUUUAAAACAAUUCAUUAAAAAUAUCAAUGGAAAUGAGCAAAUUCAAUCACUCUACGAUACCCUUGGUUUGGUUGACGAGUUCCAUGGAAUUGAAAAUCAAUAUUAUUCGUUGCGAAAUCGGGUUAGUUUCACUUCGGACAUCCAAUCAAUUCUAAAUCGAACAACUGCGUAUGCCAACAAUGGAAAACUUUCAAACGACGAUAAAACGAUGCUAAACUAUUUGCAUUCGGCUAUAUUGAGCAAAUUAUGCAGCAUUCGUGAUGGAAACGCUCAUCAGUCAAUUCUCGAUUUGCCACAAUACUUGAAAUUGGUCACAGAAAAUAUCGGAAAAUUGGAGAAGAUCGAACGACAAGUUAUCAUUCAAGAACAUCAAAAUGAAUUCAAACAAUCGUUGCAAACAAAAAUCGACUCAGCAAAUAAUUUGAUUAAAAAUCAAAUAACCACCGAAAUCGAUAGCAUUUUCUCGGAAAUUGAGUUGGAUAUUCAUCGUUUGAUCAACGAAUCGAUUGCCAAACAGAAUGAAACCAAGGAUAAUAUAAAAGCAUUAGAAGAAGCAUUACGAUUGCAGCAACUCCAACUGCCAAUCAAAAUGGUUAGUUCGAUAUUAUCGUUUUUAGGACCAAAAGGUGCCAUUGCCAGUUCGGUGCUGAACUGUGUGAUUCGCGAUGAUAAAUCACCCGAUGCAAUUCAAAUGGUGAAUGAACAGUUCAAAAAUUCGAUGGCCGAAGUGUCGAAACAAUACAAACAGAAGCCAAAUCAAUUCCUUGCCGAAUUGAAGAAGCUCGAACAGACGCUCAUUGAUGAAGAGGCCUCAUCAGAUAUGAUCGAAUUGAAGAAAAAUGUGACGGCUUUGAAGAAAAAACUCGAACAACAAAUCGAUGUGAAUUCAUUCCCUGACCUCAAGCAGUUCGAUGAAUUUCGCAAAGAAGUGGAAAAAUACGCGAAUGAAAAGAAGAAGGCAUUUAAAGAGGAGAAGAAGAAGAAGAAAGAAGCAAUAGAGAAAUCAACCAGCGACGAUGAAAAGAAAAAACUAUCGAGCGAAAUUGAGAAAAUUGAUAAGAAAUUGAAUCAAGUGGCACAUAUGAAACGGGUUUUAAAUACAGGGAAAUUGGUGCUCGGAACCUAUUCGAAUUUGUUGAGCAAUUUGAAUGAAAUGGAAAAAACGAAAAAAGCGAUUAAAAAUGUCGAAGGUCAAUUGGAAGCAUUGGAACAGCAUGAGCAAAAUAUUUACGAUGUAAUGCUACCGCAGUUGCGUGCAAUGGAGCUCAGUAUCCAAGUGGUCGGUGAUAAUUUGAAAGGAAAAUCUCAUGUUGAUUUAGACGUUCGGAAAUGGGGUGUUCAAACAAUGGUCAAAGGUGUCAAACGGGAAUUCCUUAAGAUGACCACCGAUUUCAAUGUACAAGGCGAUCUACUCCAUUGCGUUGACAAGCUGAAUGAAGCAAUGGCCAUAUUGAUUGACAUCUACAAUCGGAUAGAUUCAUACAUUGAAAAGGCUGAAUUGACUGAAUACAUCGCAAAAAUUGGCUCAGGCAAGCCACAAUUGACGGCAAAUCCCAAAGUAAACGAGGCCAUCAACAAUUUAGAUAAAAUGAUUCAAACGAAUAUGGUGUUGAAUCAAUACGAACUGGCUAUACAGGCAUUCAAACAGCAUAAAUUCCCAUUUGCCCAUAUUUAUAUGGACAAAUUUCAAUUGCCAGACAAUCUCCAAUUUGACAGUACCAAGACACUCAAACAAAAGGCCGUCUAUCAAAUUGAUAAUUUGAAAAAAGAACUCCAACUAUCGAGCAUUUCAAUCGGAAAGUAUGACAAAGACAUCAUUUAUGACGAAUACAAUAACGCAGCGCCCUUUUACACGUGGCCGUACAACGAAAUUACAAAUGAAAUCGGCAAAUUGCUGCGCGGCGAACAAAUAUUGGUUCGUGCUGAAAUCGCUAACGGAAUUGAUCAGAAUGCCGUUAAAUUCAACGACAUCGGCAUUUAUUUGAAUGUGACCAAGGAACGACAGUCCGAAUUGGAUGCGACACUUGAAGGUUUCAAAGUCGACAUGACUAUGAUUGGAAAUACUUAUUAUCGAUGCGCCAAUCGAGCCUACUCCGUGUCGGUAGACGAUAAUAUUGUAUAUGAAUACGCUUUUUCACAAGGUCAAACGAAAAGUACAACGUGCAACAAUGAAGUGUGUCGUAAAAUUGGCAAGAGUGAUUACUUCCUCAGUCCGUAUGCAUUGUGGGGUAUCAAAUUGAUUGGCGAUUUCAACAAGUUGCAGCCAUUUAAACGUGAAUCAAUUGACUUGAAACUCAUUGGUCAUGGUCAAUAUUUUAAAUCAACCGAUUCAAACGCUCAGGACAUUUGCACCACCCAUUUGGACAAAUAUUAUAAUUUCGAUGGCAUUAUCUCAAACAAACGUCUCAUCAAUUGAUAAAUAACUUUAAAUAAUAGCACCAUUUUUGUGUAAUUCAUUUCAUGCAUACAAUUACAAAUUAACUAACUAUUUUAUACCGGAAAAUAAAGAAAACAUUUUGACAAAUAAA
Molecule: messenger RNA, 5880 nt
Organism: Sitodiplosis mosellana (orange wheat blossom midge)
Lineage: Eukaryota; Metazoa; Arthropoda; Insecta; Diptera; Cecidomyiidae
Exons: 3
Coding region: 354-5768 (1804 amino acids)
Source: RefSeq, a predicted model, not a curated record